Messenger RNA from Malassezia vespertilionis, 2874 nucleotides. RefSeq lists its product as uncharacterized. Bases 1 to 2874 code for a protein of 957 amino acids. Lineage: Eukaryota; Fungi; Basidiomycota; Malasseziomycetes; Malasseziales; Malasseziaceae. The record is from RefSeq and is a predicted model, not a curated record. The transcript has a single exon. Gene Ontology annotation, biological process: regulation of GTPase activity. Gene Ontology annotation, cellular component: cytoplasm. Gene Ontology annotation, molecular function: guanyl-nucleotide exchange factor activity.
AUGAGUACCGACACGAAAACAAGGCUGCCCUCAAAGAUUUUUUCAUCCGAGGCGCUCCUCCCUUCUGUAACGAUUUCCGCGGAAAACAAACUGUACUCUAGCCAGACCCACUCUGCAGAGUCAAAUCCCGACCCCGGCCAUGAGCUUCCUGCGUCUGGGCAGGACUCAGGAAGCAUAUCGUACUCACAGGAGCGCCGAACGGCAGCUCCACCACGCAUAGUAACGGAUGUUUCUACCGCGCUACCGACGGAAAAAUGGACAGGGGCGCAAUUUGGGUCUGUCGCUCCGCGUGCAUUCCGACAUGCCCAACUUGACUCGGUUGCGAAUGUCGGACCCCUUGUCUACUCUACGGCUGGGUAUGGAUAUAUACCAAUGAACAGAGACACAUCUUCUCCUGAAAUUGAUACAGACAUCAGCCGUGCAAGUUCUACCUCGACGAAAGAGUCAGGCGCGAAUUCGCUCAACGCAGCACUGGAUUUGAAAGGGUCGAUUCUCAGGCGGGAAUCGCCCACGAAUGCCUCUUCGUUUAGCUCAGUCAGCCACGAGUCGAGCUCCAAGAGCGAUACAGAGUCGUUUACCUCGGCGAAUGCAGAAAUCGCGACCGAGACGCCGUCCCAACACUACGAGGAGAAACGUGACGCCAAGCGCUUCCAUUCCCUCGUGGAAUUGGCAGAGACGGAGCAGAACUACGCGGGAGAUUUGGACCUGUUGGUGAAUGUCUUUUUUGCACAGCUGCAGCAUGUCCCCUAUUUUGCGGAGAGCGAGACACGGAUAAAAACCGUGAUCCGGAAUUCGGACCAACUUUUGAUAAUGCACAAGGAGCUCUCUAACUCGCUCUCCAAGGUUAUCCAGGGUGUCAAAGGAGAGAACUACACGGACGAAGGCACCCUGUCCUCUGCUGCUGUCGACACCGCUGUCGUUGAAUGCGCACAAAUUUUUGUGCAGUUUGCACCGCGCUUCACCAUAUACAACGAGUUUUGUGCGAAACACAAGGAAGCGCUGGGACAUAUUGAUGCCGCCGAACAGCACUCGAGUGAAUGGGAACUCUUCCGCAUGCGCUCGGCACAAGCGGCACAACAGCACUUGUCCAGUACAGCAUUAGAGACUGGCGUUCCAGUCACACCGCGCACGCUCGCGCAAAGGCGCCUGCUUUUUCGCGAUUUUUUUAUCAAGCCGAUCCAGCGUGUUUGUCUUUAUCCGAUCAUUCUCGAAACUCUGCAUAAGAAUUCGCCGCUUGUGGGACAGAAAGAGCUACAAUAUACGAUCGAACAGAUGCGCAACGUCACACUGGCUGUCGACCAGGCGAGCAAGAUACGCGAAUCGAUGCUGCUCACCGAGAUGAUUGCGUCUCGACUAAAUUUUUGCACCAUAUUCUCCCCGUCCCUACUAGCCUCGUUAGGGGAAUGCAAGAUGGCGGGGAGCUUGGAUGUCUUGCACCACCACCGCACCCUUACACCACUCUCAAUACCACUGCCCCUGAAGUACUAUGGCUGUUUUUUGUUUGCCGAUUUCGUAAUGAUGGUCAAAGUGCGUAAAUCACACACGUAUGAGGCGCGGUUUUGGUUUCCCCUGGCGGAAGCAAGCCUCGAGCGCACUGUUGCACACGACACAUGCGUCCCGAACUCGUUCCGCAUUCGUGUGCGCGGGCAUUACUUUGAAAUGAUUGCCUCUACUCAGAAAGAGUGCAAUUUAUGGAUCGACGCUUUUCAGACUGCACUGGAAAACAAACCGUCCAAAACCAGACGGCUUCAUGGCGCGGAUGUUCCUUACCCUUGCAAUUUGCAGAGCGAGCCUGGCGAAACACUUGAAUUGGAGGAUCCUUUACAUUCCAUUUUGUCGAAUGCCAACGAAACGAAUGCGGGCCGAGGUCGAUCCGCGACGAAUGUUACCGGUAACGAGGUCCUCUUGCGCCACAAAUCGCCGCCGCGCCGCGCCGCAUUGGAUCGAGGCAUGCUGUUCACCGAUGCGUGUAUCUCUGCUCGCACUUCACUUGAUAAUGAUGCGUUGCGCACGCAGUCUUCCUAUGUCUCUGGAUCGCUGAGCUCGACCAUGGGCGCAAUUGUAAACUUGAAGCGCCUUUCCAAAAAUGAAACACUUGCGCUGCGUGUUCCGCGGUCCGUAGUCACCACAGAACACGACGAGGCGCUCCGAAGUCGCUUCUCAUUGGAUUCGACGCUGGUCGAAUCACCUCUCGGCACUUCACCCUCAUCGCCCACCCUGGCCUCUGGAUUCUCGUCUCCUGGCGGCAUGGAGAAUACUUCGGAUUUGUCUGGCAUUCGUUUGCGCCGCAUAAUGAAGGGUUCUUUUUCGCGCAAGAACAGCAUGCAAGCGGAUCCAAACGACCUAGCAAUUGCACUUGGAUCACUGACUCACCGCAAUUCGACGACGCAGCGCAACGCUGCAAGUGUGUGUACGACACCGAACAUUAUGGCGGGCCCGUCACAGGCAUCGCAGAUGUCGCAGCAAGCCAGUGCAUUUGCACGAUCGCGUUCGAGCAUCGGUAAUCCCAAGUCGUGGUUUAAUGGGCCAACAGAGGAGCCAGCGCCGCAAGGUUCGGAACAUGUACUGAACCGAAGCAGUUCGUUCAAUUGGUCUGCACUGCGGGCACGGAACUGGUCCACCACGUCACUCAAGGGCCUGGUCGGAAGACGAAGCUCGAUGGAUCUCGACCAGGAGCUGGGUACAGAGCCCAACACGGCGAACCCGCCUUUCAUUGACAGCCGCCGCUCGUCAAUUUCUUCGAAUGCAGGCGAAGGUAUGGGUGAAACGAAUUUAGAGCCAGCGCGCGCUGCAAGUCCACGCCAACGAUUUGCCGCGCGGUUUUUGCAGCGUCAUCGAAUGUCUUCUGUGUCACCCAAUAUGGACACGAAAUGA